This is a messenger RNA of Micromonas pusilla CCMP1545, 1272 nucleotides long. RefSeq lists its product as uncharacterized. The record is from RefSeq and is a predicted model, not a curated record. Bases 1 to 1272 code for a protein of 423 amino acids. Lineage: Eukaryota; Viridiplantae; Chlorophyta; Mamiellophyceae; Mamiellales; Mamiellaceae. The transcript has a single exon.
AUGACGACGCCGCCGCCGACGGCCGCGUCGCCCUCGGCGACGACGCCGCGCGCGAUCGCGCCGCGAUGCUGCGCCUCGACGCGCGCGUCGUCGUCGCGCCUCGCGCGCUUCGGCGUCGUCGCCGCGCGCCUCCGCGUCGUGAUCUCCCCGGCGCUCUCGUCGCGUCUUCGUCGACGCCAUCGUCGCGACGACGAAUCGUCCGGCGCGCAUCGCGUCGCGCGUUGGGCCGUGGCCGUCCGCGCCGCCGCCGCCGCCGCCGCGCCCGACGAUAACGCCGCGGGAGGAGGAGGAGAAGACGCCGCCGGCGGCUACGGCGCGCGACGGAAGGCGGAGAAGACCGAGGACGCGGAGAGGUGGAUCAAGCUCGUGGACGGACGAAAGCUGCAGAGGAAGAACUGCACGGCGGAGGAGAUCAGGGAGUACGAGCAGGAGCGGUACUUCAAGCGCAAGAGGGAGCGGCGGCAGCAGCGCGGCGGCGGCGGCGGGGGGGGGGGGAGAGUUCGCGGCGGCGCGGACCGCGACGGCGGGCAGGGGGAUUACUGGCGCGGCGGGAGACAGCUCGACCGCGGCCGCGGCGGCGGCGGCGGCCGCGGCGGAGCCGGCUCCAGAGCCGGAGCCGGCGGCGGCGCCGGGGCGGGCGCGGGGUCCGGCGGACGGAGAGAUCAAAACCCUAAACUCCCGCCGCCGAGCGCGGCGGGUCGGAAGCGCAUCGAGACGAGCAAAGUCGCCAACGUCAAGAUACUCGCCGCGGAGACGAUCGACGACGUCCUCAAUCUGAUCGACGAGAACGUCGGGGACCUUCGCGCGCCGGCGUUCACCCCGAUCAACUACAGCACGGUGUUUCACCGGCUCGGACGCCUGAACAAGGCGAACCGGCCUAACGCGAAGCAGCGACGAUACCUAGAGAAGAGGGGCGCGGCGACGACCGGGCCGGGGGCGACCGCGUACGUCCCGCUCGCGCGAGACGCGCGGUUCGUGAAGCUUCAGAUCGCGCUCGCGUCGGAGUUGAGGCUGCAUCGCGAGAACCCGCCGCCGCUCGAGAGCGGGCACGGGAUCUUCGGCGUCAGAGAGUGCUCGAGCAUCCUGUGGGGGCUCGCGAACUGCGGAUGCACGCUGCAGAGCCUCACGGAGUCGCCGCACGCGCCGGAGAUGUUGCCGACGUUGCUGCAGAUCAUGCAAGACUUCGAGUCGAGCGCGUGGCAGUGUCAGGCGCGUUCUAUCUCACACUGGUUCCCAUACGACCCCGUCCGCGUGGUGAACGUCGUUUCUUAA